CGACUGUGGAAUGACAGGGGCUUGCUGUUUAUGUUUCAUUUGUUCUAUGUCUAUUUUUAACUAUCAAAAGGCGAACUUUGCGCUUACUUUGUCGUGCCGACAGGAAAUACUUUGACAUGUGGUAUGCCCCCUGGUCGAAAGCAAAAGCAUCUGUCAUCACUUUCUGUCAAGUCUCGUGCUUUCACUUUCCUCCAAGGAUCUUUCAGUGUUUAUGAAUAGAUUCUGUGCAGAGACAAAGACCAAGCUCCCCUUUCACUUUCAUACGUCAUAUCUUUCAUAGCGCGUGACUGACACACGGUUGAAUGAGCAGACGCGUCGUGGUUUGGAUUACUUUGAUCAAGAUAUUUUACAAAAACUUUGCAAACCUCGCCAAAACUAAAAGCAAGCGUUUUAAAGCUCUGCUAUAAAUUCUCCCGACUUUGCGACUAAAAUAUAGUCAAUAUGUCUGAUAAAUACCGCCAACCAUAUCGUGAUGACAAGGUUGGUGAUGAAUUCGUUAUAUUUAAAACUACGCUGGAUCUUUAGCAACACUAUGUAAAGCGUAACGAACAUUCUAGCAGAUGAUAUGUGGAAAAAUAUGCCUUAGGUCCAUUGAAUGAUCAAGGUUCAAAGAUUACCGUACUCUCUCGAGAGAAGUUAGUGGCAGUUGCAUCAUGUAGUUCGCUGUAUGAAAGCUAAACAGUAAAGUAAACAGUGUCGAUUGCCGCAAUGUCGACACUAAAGUAGACACUUGCUAGAGUUGGAUCAGCGAAAUGUUGUGAGAUAUUGGACAUAAUGAAGACAUUCACUACAUGUACCAGGUGUUCUGUCAACCUUUUCCUAAUCAUUAAUAUGCUUAAUCAAUAUCUUAAGAAAGACACAACAAAGGAAAUUUUCCAUUCGGUCCUGUUCAUCACAUCCUUACUGCCAACCCUUUCUCACACUAAAGACAACUAAACUCGGGAUAUUUUUCGCAUUGUCUAGCAAAGAAAUAUCGACACAACAAUCUCAAACGCAGCUAGCACACUCAUGACAUGUCAAGCAAACAAGAAUCCAUGAACAAUACAAUCUUACCGUUUCAUCUCGGAUUUCAAUCCGGACGAACACAAUCCUUUACCUCUGCUUAUCGAGCCAAAAUUUCGACUUACCAAAGGGCGUUUCAUGUGGACACUCCUUGACACUAGUACAGAAGAGAAAAAUUAGGUUAAAAUGAGACGAUCUUCACGCACAAUUCACUCUUUGAGCGACCACGAAAUGGCUUCAAACCGAAAUAUUUGUCACAAUGGCGGGCGCGGUAUCCCAACGCGAUUGCGUCAUAUUUAAAAGAGGCCAAUGAGAUUUCAGAAAAGACUAUAGCCCUGUCAAUUCUGAGCAUAUUAGCCAAUUAAAUGGCGACAACUCUUUGCCUUCGCGCGCAUGAGAGUCACAUUGUAAUAGUUUUGACACCCGUAUGUCGAUGUUCAUGUAUAUUUUGCAGAGCGACCUCCUUGUUGUUAGAGAGUGCUUCAGGGCUGCAACUUGCCAGCUCGGCUUAUGCUGUUAGUGACGCCCCUAUCUCUAAACCAACGAGUUUGUUUUGCAUUUUAGAGAGGUUGGGGGUAAUCUCAAAUUAGGACGGGACACCAUUUCUCAAGUGAAGGAUCAGGAGACAGAAGCAGUCGACUGGCGCGAGGUGAAGUCCAACGACGAAAUGACAAGCGGUGUAUAUUCUUCUCUUCGUAGGGCCCAGCUGACCUACGAUUAUCUGCACACCAACAGUACUACUCAUGAAUUCCUCUUUGGCGCUUUGGCGGAGUUGGUCGACAACGCAAGAGAUGCUUCCUCACAGAAAAUAGACAUCUAUACAGAACCUUGCGAAUCCUGCCGAGGCAAGUUUCUUUUAUGCUUUCGCGAUGACGGAGAUGGCAUGGAGCCAUCGGAAGUUGCAAAUGUGGUGCAGUUUGGUCGAUCAGUAAAACGUACCGUGGACUCGAGAAUGAUAGGACAAUAUGGCAACGGGCUGAAAUCAGGCACGAUGCGAAUAGGGAAAGACAUGAUACUGUUCACGAAAAAGGGUAACACCAUGAGCUGCCUGUUCCUUUCAAGGACUUUUCACGAACGCGAGAAGAUUGAAGAAGUUGUAGUUCCAAUGCCUUCCUGGGAGGCUUCCACCAACAAACCUCUUGCGAAAUCAAAGCGUGAAGUGGAUAAACACCAGAUUGAAACAAACUUGAUCUUAAAAUACUCUCCUUUCAAGACGGAAUCUCAGCUGUUUGAGCAGUUUAAUAAAAUUGGACCCAAAGGAACACUGGUUGUCGUGUAUAAUUUAAAGCUCAUGGACAACGGCGAACCAGAACUUGAUGUUAUCAGUGAUCCGUACGAUAUCAAGAUGGGGGAUCCUCGCGCCGGAGAGAGCGUGGCAGAUUACGACAAGGACCUGCCUGAGCACAAUUCUUUCAGGGCAUACACCGCCAUUUUAUACCUGGACCCGCGAAUGAAAAUUUACAUCCAGAACAAAAAGGUCAGAACCAAAAGACUAACGGGCUGCCUAUACAAACCCAAGUGUUACCACUUCACGUCUAAACGGUUCAAGACAAGAUCGGAGCAGGAGAGUGAGAAGGCAGAUCGUGAGGCUAAAAUAGCUGAGGAGAAAGCAAGAGAGCUUGAAACACAAGCAAGAGAACUUCAGAAGCAGGCAGAACAAACUUCUAAAGAUAAAAGGGUGGAGCUGAGGAAGGUACAAGCGCUUGCGUCAGAAGCCAGGGCAGAGGCACAAAUGAAGACCAAGAUUGCAGAUGCUAAAAAGAAGUCAAUGAAGGAACCUAAAACACUUAACUUUACGUUUGGAUUCAAUAUUGAAAAUCGUCAGUGUUACGGCGUGUUCAUCUACAAUUGCAGUCGGUUAAUAAGGAUGUACGAAAAAGUUGGACCGCAGAAAGAUGGAGGAGUGAAAUGUUACGGAAUCAUAGGUGUCGUAGAUGUGCCUUAUCUCGUACUGGAACCAACUCACAACAAGCAAGAUUUUGCAGACGGAAAGGAAUUUCGGCACUUACACAGGGCGCUAGGAGAGCACUUAGAACAGUACUGGAAAGACUCUCAAAUUGAAAGUCAAGGUGUGACAAGGUUCUGGGAGACGUUCGGCUACAUAGGUAGUAAAUGGACAGACGGGCCAUCCAUGGAUCAGAAGUUUGCUAGGAAAAGAGCAAUGCAGAUAUCAGUAAAAGUACAGUGCGACGUGUGCCUUAAGUGGCGAGAGUUACCAUUUGCACAGAAAAACAUCGGUCGUGAAUUACCCGACGAUUGGUGCUGCGCCAUGCAUCCUGACCCGAAAUGCAACAGUUGCGAACGGCCCGAGCAGAAAGUUACGAUUGCUGUUGGAACUCUGCAGAAACAAGUCAAAACUUCAGAAGAAAGGCACAUGGAGAUGCAGGAGGACAUCCGAAAGAGACAAGAAGCGCUCAAGAAGUCAAUGGAACGGCAGCGUCAACGAACACCACAGGGCGCACAGAGAGAAGACAGGGUUAGAAUUCAGCCACAAGCUGCUGCACACAAGAAGAUUGAAAGGACCUCGUCCGCUGAGAGCUCGAACUCUUCCAAGAGCGAUAGCGCAGAGAGGCGGUUGCCCAAGAGACCAGAGGCGGAUAGCACUGAAGGAGAAAGUAGAAGGACGAAACCUUCUCACGAGCCAGUGAAACGACGAAAUGAAGAAUCUCGGCCUGCUGUUGAGGCUGUACAGGCCAAACGGAAGAAAAGUGACGUACAACCAGCGAAGACUGUCGAAAGGAAAGAAAGUCAAGAACAACGAGAAAAGACGACAAAGAGUCGAGAAAAACCAAGGCCAGAAGAAUCAAGACCAGCAGAACCAAGACAGGAAAAACCAAGCAGAGAGGAACCGACACCUGAGGUGCAACGACAAGAAGAACAAAGUAAAAAAGACAGAACGGAACAAGAACAACUGGAACUGGAACAGCUAAUGGAAUGGAGCAGCGAAGGAGAAAAUGAUACAGCAACGCUUCCAAAGGGAACCAAAGUGGAAGCGCGGGUUGAUAACUCUAAAUGGUAUAUUGGAACAGUUUUGGCUGUGAAGCCCAAAAAAGGAGCGACUUGUAGGGUUCGAGUUAAGUUCGAUAUGUAUCCGAAGGACAAAUACGAUAAAUGGUUCGACCAUCCAAGUGAUGACUUGAGAGUUCUACAACCCGUCGAAGAAACAGCUCCAAAAUCACCGAGCCCAAGUCGUGAGGUUCCCACCUCGACGUUUGUUGAAACGCCGCCUAAUCAGCAGCAGCAACAGGAGGAGCAGCCUCAGAAGAAGCAGCGACAGCAGCAACCGCCAACAGAAGCGGUGCAGUCUCCGGAAGACAACCGAGUGUCGUCCAUGUCAGACGAAACUUCUAUGGUAGAACAGGAACCGCCUGCUGUUCAGGAAUUCGCUGACAUGCUAAGACGGUGUCUUUGCUAUUUUGCACCUCCAUCGUUUCGAAUAAAAAAGGAUGAAAUAAAGGAGAUGAGCACUGCCGAAUUGAGAGAAUUCCCACUGGAAUCCUUCUUUGAUUACUACGAGAAAGGCCUGACGGAGUUGGUCAAUGGUUUUCGUGAUGAGAAGGAGGAAGCCCUGCAAAAAGUAGCGGAAGUCGAGGGGCGUUUGAAGGAAACGGAAAACGAAAAAGAAAAGUCCACAACGAAACUAUUAAAUCUAAGGAAGAAUGCAGGAAAACUGCUUCGUGUCAUUCAAGAGGAUCCUAACGAGUGCUUACUAAGCGAAGAUGACGUUUCGGAUACAGUGGAUGAAAUGAUGGAAACCAUCGCGCAUCAGGCUGCCGAGCGAUUAUAGCCACAACGAAUUUUUUUCCCCCAAGCUUGUUUCUUGAAUUCCUUACGUGUCAUUCAUUUGUUUUAUUUCAUCAUGCACCGUCUUUUUACAAGCCACAGAAGACCCAAGAUUUCGUACGCUCGAUCUUGUACUAUGACGUCCAUGACAGUUUUAUACAAAUGUGCUAUUAGCGCUGUGCGUGAAAGUACCAGUGAUGCUUUUCUACUUGAGCUAUUUAAGACUAACGCAGCAAUCGGCUGUGAAUUGUGAUUGUACAGCGUUAUAUGGCUAAAUGCUGCUUUUUUAAAACAAUUUUCGAUAAUCAUGCUAUUAGAAGAUAAACUGUAGAUCCCAAAUGGCCGUGAUGUUUGAAGCGGUCACGCAACGGUCAAUGUCACGCAAUGUUUCGACCGUUGCAAGUGAGAAGGCUGUUGCAAGUGGACGGAAAUCGAAUUCCAUUCGCCCGAUAUUGACAAUACAAAUGUGCAAGUUCAGUGUUUCACACAGAUACCUCAAGGGUAUAAGACAGUAUUUCAGUCAUUUUGAACUUCAGACAGAUCUAUAUAUAAAUAUGAGUUUAUGUUAUUGUUAAACGAUAUUUAUCGCAAACAAGAGGUAACUUUCUCAGUUACGUCAAUAUUAUUGCCCGGUCUUGACAGCAGUUAUAAAAAUAAUUUUUACAGAAAAUCUCAUUUAGAACUGUGCCUCAUUUUAACGCUUCAAAUGUUGAGUCAAACGCCUUAUUGAGCCAGUCGUAAAACCAAAACCCAAGCAGACAGUCACUCUGGCCAAUCACAAUACAUGUAGCCGACGCAAAGCGCGGGAAAACGAGUGGGAGUGAGUCACGAUUUGUUCUGUUUUCACAUCUGAUUGGUUGACAAAGUGGCGCGAUUGUGUUGAGUAUUAUUUUUUGUGAGUGUGAAAACAAAAAAACAAAAAAUCCAUGGCUCGAAGUCGUCGGGUCUGGACUAUGUGAUGAGUGGAUGAGUGAGAGUGAGUGAGUCAUCUAUGUAUGCCACACCGAUCAGACCGGGGCUGCUAUGAACAACCAAUCAAAUUGCCGCUUGUAAAGGUAAAUCGGUGAGAACAUUUCGUUCUGAUUAUCAAACAGCCAUCUUUGUUCUCUUCUUUAUACAGGAGUAGUUGCUUAUGUAUUGGCCUUAAUUCGACAUUUCUAAUUCUGCGUCUUCUGAGAGUUUGGACGACAACUUUGUGGGUGGAUUACAAUUAUCUACCAAGGAAUCAGUGUUUGGCAUGUACUAGCAUGUGUUAGCCUUUGCUUUUAGCAUUACAUGAACCUUCGAAUGAAAUGAGUCUGUCAUCCAGGUGGGUUUUGUGUGCGAAAUGCACUAUUGGGAUUUGACGAGAUUUUCGUGCGUAUAGUUAGUUCAUGGAAAACUGAAAAAGGUUCAAACCAACAUUUUUGAGAGGUUGUGAGAAGAAAAACUCUCAACUUGCUGCAAACGCUGUAAUUAAUUUCAGCACCAAUGCAGGAUCAAGUAGUGUUCUUAACGUUUAACUGUCUUCUUGCUGAAACGUUUUAUUGGAAUCGAUACAAAUGGUACAAGCGGUUUUCAUUGUCAAAACCAAAGAAAUUCGAUCAAUGGUGGCAACAUGCAUAUAUAGAGAUGUUAUUUCCCGACGAUUUUGUAAUUAAAUUAGUUCUCUUCACUAGCGAAAUGCAAUGCAAAUUCGAUUUUCGAUUUUUCGAUUUUUCGAUUUUUUUUUAUCUGGUUGCAGUUACAUCCAGCAUGAAUUCUAGUCAAUAUUGCUCUGGAAAUAAUAACAACCUGGAGUACUUCCUGUUUCAGGUGAAGUCUUCAUUAACUUUACAAUUUAAUUUGUCAAAUUGGUUCAAUGUCGUCAUUAUUUUUUCUACAUAAAGAAAUAUACUCUUCAAGUUUAUUUAUGAGUUUACAAUAACAAACUAUGUUUUAUUUCACUGACAUAAUCAAGGAUUACAAUCUUCUAGUCCAAUGUUAACUCUACGAUAAAGCAUGUACGAAAAUAUAAUCGACACUAUUAGUUUCGUCAAUUCAGUUAACGGCUGGUGUGUCGAUUAAAUUCACCUCGGACAGGAAUGAUCCACCAUGCGAUACCUUUCAGUACGCCCAGCUCCCACUCGUCCUGUUUCUUUGGGGUUGCAGCCGGCGAGCGGGUGGGCAGGGGAGAGCUGGGUUCUAGUGUUACUGUAUAGUGAAGGGCUGUUUGCUGUGUGAGGAGAAAGUAAAACCUGGGUUAAGCGGACACCCUCUAUUAAGCGGACACAAGCUUGAGUCCCUAAAAUUUCUUCACACAUUUACUAUAAAAUAAACUUGAAUUCAGCGGACACCUCUGUUAAGGUAAUUCCCCUGAAAUAAAACUGCACAUAGAUUUUUGUUUAAA
Messenger RNA from Orbicella faveolata, 7153 nucleotides. Its product is annotated as ATPase MORC2A-like. Lineage: Eukaryota; Metazoa; Cnidaria; Anthozoa; Scleractinia; Merulinidae. Gene Ontology annotation, cellular component: nucleus. The record is from RefSeq and is a predicted model, not a curated record. Gene Ontology annotation, molecular function: zinc ion binding.